Molecule: messenger RNA, 1068 nt
Organism: Penicillium samsonianum
Lineage: Eukaryota; Fungi; Ascomycota; Eurotiomycetes; Eurotiales; Aspergillaceae
Product: RNP domain protein
Exons: 1
Coding region: 1-1068 (355 amino acids)
Molecular function (GO): mRNA binding
Source: RefSeq, a predicted model, not a curated record
AUGUCCCUUCCGCCUCCUCCAGGUCUCAAACAGACUCCCUCGUCACUUCCGCCCCGCCCACCUCCAUCCUCCAACACCGCGCAACCUCCGACCACCAAUCCUGCAGGCCAUGGUGGUAGACCUCGACCAACAGGCUACAGCGCCUUCACGGCGUUCCAGCCGCGCGCGGUAGCCUCCAGUCAACCGCAUCGCGCCAACACCCACUCGGUCUCGAAUCCGCCAGUCUCUGCUGGAUACGCAACCCCCGCCAACAGCUACGCCAACCACUAUCAACAACCUCAGGCAUACCAGAGCGCGCCUUCCUACUAUGGACAACCUCAAUACGCUGAAAACACAUACGGCCCAACCGUCCCACACAUUACCAACCCGUUCGGAUCUACGCCCAACCAGGCCAACACAGGGUUCUCACAGGGUGGCAACGCCCCCGGCUUUGAUGCAGAGACUGAAGCUCAAAUUGCGCAGUGGCAGAGCGCCUAUAACAAACCCACCGAAGACUCCAAGAACCAAGGCAACCAGUCCGGCUCAGGCGUGAACACCGGAACUGGAACCCCAACCGUCGGCGCCGGCACUCCCGUCCCGCAGUCCGAGUCACAAAAAACAGUCAUUCGUUCUGGUGGCGGUGAAACAUGGACCGACUCGACCCUAUUGGAAUGGGAUCCGGCGCAUUUCCGCCUUUUUGUGGGUAACCUCGCAGGCGAAGUGACGGAUGAAUCUCUGCUGAAGGCAUUUGCUCGCUACACAUCGGUCCAGAAAGCGCGUGUCGUCCGAGAGAAGCGAACCCAGAAGAGCUCAGGGUAUGGGUUUGUCAGCUUCAGUGGAAGUGAGGACUACUUCAAAGCGGGACGAGAAAUGCAAGGAAAGUACAUUGGUUCUCACCCAAUUUUAUUGCGCCGAGCCGUGACCGAGGUUCGCCCAGCUUCGAACCCCAAGCAUGGAAAGCAUGGAAAGAAACAAAACAAAGGCAAGGGUCCUAAGGGAGAUAACGCCGGUGGAGCAGGUGGAAAAGUGAAGCAGGACGGUAUCAAAAAGCCUGCCAAAACCAAGGGAGGAUUGAAGAUUCUGGGUUAA